AAACGACUAAACGAACAAACAGUAACCCCCGACUCUUAUUUACAAACCCUAACCCUUAUUCUCUCUAUCUUCAAUUCCAGUCUAUACACACAGAUUAUACACACAAAUCUGCAUUAUCACCACCAUCAAUGGCGUCCGCGAAAGAUUCGGACCCUUCUCUCGGCUACCUCACGCGCAAAGAGACGGAGGUGAAGCUCCCGCGCCCAACGAGAGUCAAAAACAAGACUCCGGCGCCGAUCCAAAUCACCGCCGAGCAAAUCCUCCGAGAAGCUCGCGAGCGGCAAGAAGCGGAGAUCCGACCGCCCAAACAGAAGAUCACAGACUCAACCGAGCUCUCCGAUUAUCGUCUCCGAAAGCGCAAGGAAUUCGAGGAUUUGAUUAGGCGAGUGCGGUGGAAUAAGAGCGUGUGGGUCAAGUAUGCCAAGUGGGAGGAGUCUCAGAAGGAUUUUAACCGAGCGCGGUCGGUUUGGGAGCGAGCGUUGGAUGUCGAUUAUAGAGAUCAUACAAUGUGGCUCAAGUAUGCUGAUGUGGAGAUGAAGAAUAAGUUUAUUAAUCAUGCUAGGAAUGUUUGGGAUAGGGCGAUUACGUUGUUGCCGAGAGUUGAUCAGUUGUGGUAUAAGUAUAUUCAUAUGGAGGAGAUGUUGGGGAAUGUGGCAGGCGCGAGGCAGAUUUUUGAGAGGUGGAUGAGUUGGGAGCCGGAUACGCAGGCGUGGUUGAGUUAUAUUAAGUUUGAGUUGAGGUAUAAUGAGAUAGGGAGAGCGAGGGGGAUUUUCGAGAGGUUUGUAGAGUGUAGGCCGAAGGUGAAUGCGUGGAUUAGGUUUGCUAAGUUUGAGAUGAAGAAUGGGGAGAUUGGGAAGGCGAGGAGUGUUUAUGAGCGGGCGGUUGAUAAGUUGGCGGAUGAUGAGGAGGCGGAGAGUUUGUUUGUUGCUUUUGCAGAGUUUGAGGAGAGGUGUAAGGAGACGGAGAGGGCAAGGUUUAUAUAUAAGUAUGCGCUUGAUCAUAUACCCAAAGGAAGGGCGGAGGAUUUGUAUAGGAAGUUUGUGGCAUUUGAGAAGCAGUAUGGUGAUAGGGAAGGGAUUGAGGAUGCGAUUGUUGGGAAGAGGAGGUUUCAGUAUGAGGAUGAAGUGAGGAAGAAUCCGUUGAAUUAUGAUUCUUGGUUUGAUUAUAUUAGGUUGGAGGAGAGUGUUGGGAACAAGGACAGGAUUAGGGAGGUCUAUGAACGCGCCAUUGCUAAUAUUCCUCCGGCUGAAGAGAAGCGUUAUUGGCAGCGGUAUAUAUACCUUUGGAUUAAUUAUGCCUUGUAUGAGGAACUUGAUGCACAGGACGUGGAGCGAACCAGAGAUGUUUAUAGGGAGUGUAUAAAGUUGAUUCCUCAUAAUCAGUUUUCCUUUGCAAAAGUCUGGUUGCUGGCUGCCCAGUUCGAGAUAAGGCAAUUAAAUCUCAAAGGUGCUCGGUCGAUACUUGGACAAGCUAUUGGGAUGGCCCCUAAGGACAAGAUAUUUAAGAAGUACAUUGAAAUUGAGCUUCAACUCGGCAAAAUAGACCGAUGCAGAAAGCUGUAUGAAAAGUACUUGCAGUGGUCACCAGAAAAUUGCUAUGCUUGGAGUAAGUUUGCGGAGUUGGAAAGAUCUUUAAGUGAAACAGACAGAGCUAGAGCCAUUUUUGAGCUGGCAAUUGCUCAACCUGCACUGGAUAUGCCAGAAUUGUUAUGGAAGGCAUACAUUGACUUUGAGAUAUCUGAGGGCGAAUUUGAAAAAACGAGACGACUUUAUGAGAGACUUCUUGAGCGUACAAAACACUUGAAGGUGUGGAUUAGCUUCGCAAAAUUUGAGGCAUCUGCUAUGUUAGAGGAUCAGGAUCCUGAAUUGCCUGAAGAAGAAACAAAGCAGUCCCUUGGUGCACAGCAGCUUCAGUGCCUCCAGAAUGCCAGAAAGGUUUUUGAGAGUGCUAUCAACUACUUCAGGACAUCUGCUCCUGACCUGAAAGAGGAAAGAGCCAUGUUACUAGAAGAAUGGUUAAACCUGGAGAGCAGUAUUGGCGAGCUUGGGGAUGUAAGUUUGGUGCGUGCAAAGAUGCCCAAAAAACUCAAGAAGAGGAGGCUUAUCGACACCGAUGAUGGUCCUGCUGGUUACGAGGAGUACAUCGACUACAUCUUCCCUGAAGAAACACAAGCCCCAAAUAUGAAGAUUUUAGAAGCUGCUUACAAGUGGAAGAAGCAAAAGACGGCCAGCGACCAAGACUGAAAGCAUUGUACUAAUAAUACCUUUGUUGUAUUUGGGAAAUGCAUAAAUGAUGAAAAAUACACAUGUUUGCACACUGUAGAACAACUUUCCGAUAAUUCAUUUGCAAAUUAUCUUUCA
This is a messenger RNA of Daucus carota subsp. sativus, 2360 nucleotides long. RefSeq lists its product as uncharacterized. Gene Ontology annotation, biological process: spliceosomal complex assembly; mRNA splicing, via spliceosome. Gene Ontology annotation, molecular function: protein binding. The transcript is spliced from 7 exons. The coding region runs from base 129 to 2243 and encodes 704 amino acids. Lineage: Eukaryota; Viridiplantae; Streptophyta; Magnoliopsida; Apiales; Apiaceae. Gene Ontology annotation, cellular component: Prp19 complex; U2-type catalytic step 2 spliceosome; precatalytic spliceosome. The record is from RefSeq and is a predicted model, not a curated record.